This is a messenger RNA of Podarcis muralis (Common wall lizard), 921 nucleotides long. The record is from RefSeq and is a predicted model, not a curated record. NCBI's taxonomy places the organism in Eukaryota, Metazoa, Chordata, Lepidosauria, Squamata, Lacertidae.
AUGUCUCAGGGUGUGACUUACGCUGACCUGAGAUUUGUGAAGGUCCCUCGAAGGGAGAGCCAGGAGGAAGGUAGAGGCCCAAAGGAUGGGGAGCUCACCUAUGAGAACAUCCAGGGGCCCAGGACCAGGGGGCAGGAGGAGGAAGAGGAGGAGGAGACCCCCAGGGAACCGGAAGAUGCAAGAGGUGAGUCUCUGGUACCCUCCCCACUAGGAGGAGGAUUCUGCACCACCAAGUCUUCUCGCUUCUCCUCCCUGGGCAACGUGAAGACAGCCGAGGAGAUGGAGGGGAAAGACUGGAGUUAUCAUCAUGGAUGCUUGAGAGAGUCAGACCGCCGGACCUGGUACGCCAUCCUGGCCUUGUUGGCCACCUGCCUGUUCCUUCUUGCCACCGCCAUAGGACUGGGGGUCCGAUAUGGGCAGCUCUCCCAGCAGCUCCAGCGGGAAUCCCAAAACCACGCGGCGCAGAGCAACCUCCUGGCCCAGAGACUCGACACCUUGGAGGAGAGCCUGUCCAGUUCUCAGGAGCUGCUCCGCAAGGCUGAAAGAGAUCUCCGUCUCACCCGGAAGGCCCUGGAGGAGAGCUGGAGAGAUGGGAACAGGACACAGCGGCAGCUGGGAGACCAAGUGAGGCAAGCAGACCUCAACCUGACGCAUCUGAAGCAUGAGAAGGAGCAAGUCGAGAGAGCGCUGGGCGAAGCCACCUCCUGCCAGCAGAUGGGCUGCUGUCCCCAUGGAUGGAAGAUCUUCAGGUGGAAAUGCCUGUGGGUUUCACCUUCAUCAGAAAGGAAGAGCUGGGGAAACAGCAAGGAAGCCUGCCAAGCCAGAUCAUCUCAGCUGCUUAUUUUAAAGCCCUGGAGCGCAAGGGAAUUAUGGGAUGGUGUAAUAGCAAGGGAUGAGGAGGGAGCAGUGAAGGAGGAAUGA